Teleopsis dalmanni is the source of this 1606-nucleotide messenger RNA. RefSeq names its product adiponectin receptor protein (gene AdipoR). Gene Ontology annotation, cellular component: plasma membrane. The record is from RefSeq and is a predicted model, not a curated record. Gene Ontology annotation, biological process: adiponectin-activated signaling pathway. The coding region runs from base 218 to 1495 and encodes 425 amino acids. Gene Ontology annotation, molecular function: signaling receptor activity. NCBI's taxonomy places the organism in Eukaryota, Metazoa, Arthropoda, Insecta, Diptera, Diopsidae. The transcript is spliced from 7 exons.
UUUUCUUAGUCAGUUUUUAUUAGGUAAAAGUGGUUCAAGCCAAGUUGGUUCCAAGGAAUAAAAAGUUUUUAUUUAUUUGUGCUUCAAUUAUUGAAGCGAAAAAUAAAGGAAAAUUUAACGGAACAAGAGAAUAGUUACAAAUAACUAUUUGCACUAGUGUUAUUUUGUAUAUUAUUUAGAACAACUGUGAUCGUAAGCAGCUUCAAAUUUUCAUAUAAUGGAAACAGAGCCAGUAGUAAAUUUACUUAAGCGUAAUCUCUCCGAGGCUGAGUAUGCUGACGCACGUGCGACCACAAGUGAUAUAGACUCGCCAGUUCAUUCUUGUGGUACCACAACUCGCAGCGAGGAUGAAGAUGAGGAUAUAUUCGAACAAGUUAAAAUGAUAUUAAGAAAACGUCGUGGCUGGUGUCCAGAAGACUCACUCAGCAAUAACGACUUGGAUUUGUUAGAAUAUGAUGAUGAACUUGUUGAGGAAGAUGAUGCUGGUUGUCCUCUGCCAUCAACCCCAGAAGACUCACAGCUUAUUGAAGCUGAGAUGACAGAAGUGCUGAAAGCGGGUGUACUUUCUGAUGAAAUUGAUUUGGGUGCAUUGACCCAUAAUGCUGCAGUACAAGCAGAAGAGUUCGUUCGCAAGGUAUGGGAGGCUAGCUGGAAAGUAUGUCAUUAUAAGAACCUACCAAAAUGGUUACAAGAUAACGAUUUUUUGCAUCGUGGUCAUCGUCCACCAUUACCCUCUUUUAGCGCAUGUUUUAAAUCUAUUUUCCGUUUACAUACUGAAACUGGCAAUAUAUGGACUCAUUUGCUUGGUUGUGUAGCUUUUAUUGCUAUGGCAUCGUACUUCUUAACACGUCCAUCAUUGGAAAUACCUCUACAAGAAAAAGUUAUAUUUAGUACGUUUUUUUUGGGAGCAAUUAUAUGUUUGGGUUUUUCAUUUGCUUUUCAUACACUCAGCUGUCAUUCAAUUGAGAUCGGAAGACUGUUUUCCAAGUUAGAUUAUUGUGGAAUUGCUUUCCUAAUUAUGGGAUCAUUUGUACCCUGGUUGUAUUAUGGUUUCUAUUGUCACUAUCAGCCGAAAGUGAUUUACUUAUCAAUUGUUUGCGUGUUGGGUUGUUUGUCCAUAAUUGUGUCUCUAUGGGAUAAAUUUUCUGAACCUAGACUACGACCAUUACGUGCUGGAGUUUUCAUGAGCUUUGGUUUAUCUGGAAUAAUACCUGCAAUACAUUAUAGCUUAAUGGAAACCCAAAUUAAACAAAGUAGCUUAGGUUGGCUAACACUUAUGGGUUUACUAUAUAUACUGGGAGCAAUGUUGUAUGCAUUACGUGUACCGGAAAGAUGGUUUCCUGGAAAAUUUGAUAUAUGGUUCCAGUCACAUCAGCUAUUUCACAUAUUAGUUAUUAUAGCUGCCUUUGUACAUUACCACUGCAUAUCCGAAAUGGCGAUGCAUCGAGUUACGGUUGGUGAAUGUGCAGUACCGCAUGAGCCUAUUACGUUUUAAAUUCAACGUUUUUUAAAAACAGACUUUUGUAUAAUAUGUCAACAUUACAACAAUAAUAGAGAGCGUUAAAAAAAAAAUAAGUUUACAAUAAUCAAAUCAUUCACAAAUGCA